AUGGAGGCCGCCGGCACCCUCCCCAAUGCCUCCGGUAACGGCAGCCACGCCGGCAGCCCCCCGCACGGCCCGGCGGCCACGGGGCUCAUCCUGCUGGCCGUCCUCGCCGUCCUGCUGGCCACGCUGGUGGGCAACGCGCUGGUGGUGGCGGCCGUCUCCACCAGCCGGGCCCUGCGCGCCCCGCAGAACCUCUUCCUGGUGUCCCUGGCUUCGGCGGACAUCCUGGUGGCCGUCCUCAUCCUGCCCUUCUCGCUGGCCAACGAGGUGAUGGGCUACUGGUACUUCGGCAGCCUGUGGUGCAGCCUCUACCUGGCGCUGGACGUGCUGCUCUGCACGGCCUCCAUCGGGCACCUCUGCGCCAUCAGCCUCGACCGCUACUGGGCCGUCACCCGGGCGGCCCGGCUCAACCUGCGGCGCAGCCCCGGCCGCGUCAAGGGGAUGAUCGGGGCCGUGUGGGCCACGGCCGCCCUGGUGGCCCUGCCGCCCCUCUUCAAGGCCCGGCCGCGGGCGCGGGAGUGCGAGCUGAGCGACGAGACGUGGUACGUGCUGGCCUCCUGCGUCGCCUCCUUCUUCGCCCCCUGCCUUGUCAUGGUCACCGUCUACUGCCGCAUCUACCGCCUCACCACGCGCAGGAACGCCGCUGUCCUCGCCGCCCGCCGCGGCUCGGUGCCGUGCCCUGGGGAGGCGAGCAGGAGGGCGUCCUGGGCCGCGGCACCGGGCCGGCGGCGCCGGAGCCAGCACCACAGCGUGUCGCUGUGCCGGCGGCGGCUGGUGCGGGUGCGGGAGCGGCGCUUCACCAUCGUGCUGGCCGUGGUCAUCGGGGCCUUCGUGCUCUGCUGGUUCCCUUUCUUCUUCACCUACAGCCUGGAGGCCGUGUGCGGGGAGGGCUGCCGCGUCUCCAAGCCCCUCUUCAGUUUCUUCUUCUGGAUCGGCUACUGCAACAGCAGCCUCAACCCCGUCAUCUACACCGUCUUCAACAGGGAUUUCCGUGCCGCUUUCCGCAGGCUCCUGGCAGCCCCCGGCCGGCACGGCUCCUAG
This is a messenger RNA of Cygnus atratus (black swan), 1038 nucleotides long. RefSeq names its product alpha-2C adrenergic receptor-like. NCBI's taxonomy places the organism in Eukaryota, Metazoa, Chordata, Aves, Anseriformes, Anatidae. The coding region runs from base 1 to 1038 and encodes 345 amino acids. The transcript has a single exon. Gene Ontology annotation, molecular function: adrenergic receptor activity. Gene Ontology annotation, biological process: adenylate cyclase-activating adrenergic receptor signaling pathway. Gene Ontology annotation, cellular component: membrane. The record is from RefSeq and is a predicted model, not a curated record.